UGGUUAAGAGGCUUCUAGAAGUGCUGAAGGGUUUCUUUCCUGCUGGUACUGACCUAGUGAAGGUUCCCCAAGUCUCCCUGUGUGACUGUAUCUAUCGGUCUCAUCAUGCUGACUGCCAGCGGGUCCGUAGCCUCGUCCCUCUCACAUGUGUCACGGAUACUUCGCAAGGGCUGUUUUAAUGGUCUCAGCCAAGAUGUUCUGCAAUCAGUGUUUAAACGGGACUAUGCAUCUGAAUCAAUUAAAGGUGCUGUCAUUGGUAUUGAUCUAGGAACAACAAAUUCUUGUGUUGCCAUAAUGGAGGGAAAGCAAGCAAAGGUCCUUGAAAAUUCUGAAGGGGCUAGAACCACACCUUCAGUAGUAGCGUUUUCAUCAGAUGCUGAACGUUUAGUGGGAAUGCCAGCUAAACGACAGGCAGUCACUAACCCCAACAACACAUUCUACGCAACAAAGCGCCUCAUUGGCCGACGUUUUGAUGACCCUGAAGUUCAAAAAGACAUUAAAAAUGUACCUUUCAAAAUUGUGAAAGCCUCAAAUGGCGAUGCCUGGUUGGAAUCCCAUGGAAAACUGUAUUCCCCAAGUCAGAUUGGCGCAUUUGUUUUAAUGAAAAUGAAAGAGACUGCUGAAAACUAUUUGGGUCACGCUGCCAAAAAUGCUGUUAUCACUGUGCCUGCAUACUUCAAUGACUCUCAGCGACAGGCGACAAAGGAUGCUGGGCAAAUUUCUGGGCUGAAUGUCUUGAGAGUUAUUAAUGAACCUACUGCCGCUGCCCUUGCCUAUGGACUAGAUAAAUCUGAUGACAAAAUUAUUGCGGUCUAUGAUCUUGGGGGAGGAACAUUUGAUAUUUCGAUUCUAGAAAUUCAGAAGGGGGUUUUUGAAGUAAAAUCCACAAAUGGAGACACAUUCCUUGGAGGUGAAGAUUUUGAUCAAGCUUUGCUGCAGCAUAUUGUAAAGCAGUUCAAAAGAGAGUCUGGUGUGGACCUUACCAAAGACAAUAUGGCACUUCAGAGAGUCCGAGAAGCUGCUGAAAAAGCAAAAUGUGAGCUGUCUUCCGCUUUGCAGACUGACAUCAAUCUGCCAUACCUCACCAUGGAUGCUUCUGGACCAAAACACUUAAAUAUGAAAUUGACACGUGCUCAGUUUGAGGGAAUUGUUGCUGAUUUAAUAAAGAGGACAGUUGCACCUAGCCAAAAAGCUAUGCAAGACGCAGAAGUUGGCAAAAGUGACAUUGGUGAAGUUUUGUUGGUCGGUGGAAUGACAAGAAUGCCAAAGGUUCAGCAAACCGUGCAAGAUUUGUUUGGACGAGCACCAAGCAAAGCCGUAAAUCCGGAUGAAGCAGUUGCCAUUGGAGCUGCCAUUCAAGGUGGCGUGUUAGCAGGAGAUGUUACAGAUGUCUUGUUGUUGGAUGUCACACCAUUAUCUCUUGGCAUUGAAACACUUGGAGGAGUCUUUACCAAGCUGAUUGGAAGAAACACUACUAUACCAACCAAAAAAAGCCAGGUCUUCUCUACUGCUGCGGAUGGCCAAACACAGGUAGAAAUUAAAGUUCAUCAAGGAGAGAGAGAAAUGGCCAGUGACAAUAAACUUCUUGGUCAGUUUACAUUGGUUGGAAUCCCCCCUGCGCCUCGUGGAGUGCCUCAGAUUGAAGUCACUUUUGACAUUGAUGCAAAUGGAAUUGUUCAUGUAUCUGCAAAAGACAAAGGGACAGGCCGUGAACAACAAAUUGUUAUUCAGUCUUCUGGUGGACUUAGCAAAGAUGACAUUGAGAAUAUGGUAAAGAAUGCAGAAAAGUAUGCAGAGGAGGAUAGAAGGAGAAAGGAACGUGUGGAGGCGGUUAACAAUGCUGAAGGUAUUAUUCAUGACACAGAGUCAAAAAUGGAGGAAUUUAAGGAUCAGCUGCCAGCUGAUGAGUGCAACAAACUUAAAGAAGAGAUAAGCAAGGUAAAAGAACUCCUGACACGAAAAGACGAAGAAACUGGGGAGACCAUCAGAAAUGCUUCAUCAACUCUCCAACAGGCUUCACUUAAAUUAUUUGAAAUGGCUUACAAAAAGAUGGCAUCUGAAAGAAGCAGCACUGAAAGUGGACAACAAAAAGAGGACCAGAAGGAAGAAAAACAAUAAAGUGCGUUGGUGCAAAAGGCGCUUGGGAGUUAACUAUUCAGAACUGAGAAUUCACCAUAGUCCUGAGCAAAAAUUACCAUAAAUCUUUUACUGUAUUUUUGCAGUACUCUUUAUCGUUUGUUGCUGUUGUUUUAGUUGGAUAUUCGUUUUUUCUUUUUUUCUACAAAUAAUAAUUAAAAAAAAUCCACUGUCCAUUCCUGUGA
This is a messenger RNA of Xenopus tropicalis (tropical clawed frog), 2321 nucleotides long. RefSeq names its product heat shock protein family A (Hsp70) member 9 (gene hspa9). The transcript is spliced from 17 exons. Gene Ontology annotation, biological process: protein folding. The record is from RefSeq and is marked provisional. Gene Ontology annotation, molecular function: ATP binding; ATP hydrolysis activity. NCBI's taxonomy places the organism in Eukaryota, Metazoa, Chordata, Amphibia, Anura, Pipidae. The coding region runs from base 106 to 2118 and encodes 670 amino acids.